AUGCCACCAAAGAAAACCAGUCAACUCAAGGAAAUCUGUCAAUCCGAUCGGAAAGCUCAGAUUGCCAGCCUCGACAUCCCGACUCACGUUGACACAGGCAAAACCAAUCCGGUCCGAGGUUUGGAAUCGCUCUCACUGGCAUUUGACAGCCCUAUUCCUUCACCGCCUCUGCCACCGAAUGCGUCCUCAUCAUCCCAGAACCAAACACAAUCACCCGUGGCUUACGAUUGCAGUCAAUUUUUCUCGCUUUCACUCAAGUCAUCAAACCCAUCCGUCGUCCAUACUGCGAUUGUGGCUGCGAUCCUUUCCAUCUUCAACCAAUGCUCCAGCAAUGUUGUUUCGUGGUUUCUCAAAUCUCAAAGAGAUCUCCAAAAGCUGAUAAUAAGCCGCUCUUUGACGCCCCACCUAAUCAAUGAACUUGCGCAUCCCGACCUGCUCGUUAUUCAAGAGAUACCGCAACGCAUCGAGACAAUCGUUGCGUGGCUCAAUCUGGAUCCGGUUCUAACCCGACUUCUCUGUUGCAAAAAAUGUUUUGCAAUGUAUCCCAUCCUACCCGACACCCCGCUGCGAUGUUUGCACCAGUUGCCAACCGUGGAUUGUAUCCAGCCCAUCUCAGAUAGUUCAACCUCGCCAGUAUCGAAGACACCAUCUGAUUCGCCUGUAUGCAACUCUCCGUUAUUCAGAACACGUGGGACCAAUACCUACCAAUUCGUACCUACGGAUUCCAGGAUCUUCACGCCUGGAUUGCCAAAUUAUUCUCUCAUGCUCACAUAG
Molecule: messenger RNA, 774 nt
Organism: Puccinia triticina
Lineage: Eukaryota; Fungi; Basidiomycota; Pucciniomycetes; Pucciniales; Pucciniaceae
Exons: 3
Coding region: 1-774 (257 amino acids)
Source: RefSeq, a predicted model, not a curated record